ACUAACCUAGAAACCUAAUAAAUAGUAAUAAACCUAGUUGCGUUAUAAAUUAAAAAAGUGUUAAAUGUUUUACGUUCUAAUUUUCUAAGUGAAUUUAUAAUAUUCAGAGCUAACAACACAAAAUUGUCUUAAAUAUACUAUCUAAUAAAUUCUUGAACACUUAAGAUCAAAAAUGGCCCAGAAAGUUGAACCAAAACCCAACUUGCCUUGGGUUGAAAAGUACAGGCCUAAUACCUUAGACGACCUUGUCUCUCACGAGGACAUUAUAAAAACAGUUAGUAAGUUUAUAAAAGAAGAUCAAGUUCCACACUUGUUGUUUUACGGUCCCCCUGGCACAGGCAAAACCAGUACGAUCUUGGCGUGUGCACGACAACUCUACACUCCUGCACAAUUUUCAUCAAUGGUUUUGGAAUUGAACGCUUCAGAUGACAGGGGUAUCGGUAUCGUUAGAGGCCAAAUAUUAACUUUUGCUAGUACGAGAACCAUCUUCAAAUCUGGAUUUAAGUUGAUCAUCCUGGAUGAAGCAGACGCUAUGACCAUGGAUGCUCAAAAUGCUCUCCGAAGAAUUAUAGAGAAGUAUACAGAAAACAUUCGAUUCUGUAUAAUAUGCAAUUAUCUAAGCAAGAUAAUUCCCGCACUUCAGUCACGUUGCACUAGGUUCCGCUUUGGCCCCCUGACCACAGAACAAAUCUUACCCAGGUUGAACUAUGUCGUCGACGAAGAAAAGGUGAAGAUCAGUGAGGACGGGAAGAAGGCUUUGUUGACGUUGGCAAACGGAGACAUGCGUAAAGUUCUCAACGUCUUACAAAGCACCUGGUUAGCUUACAAGGACGUGACGGAGGAUAACGUGUACAACUGCGUAGGCCACCCCUUGAGGUCCGACAUAGAAAAUAUCGUGAAGUGGUUGCUGAACGAGAACAUCGCUACGACCUAUAAAAAUACAAAAGAAUUGAAAAUACUGAAAGGUCUGGCCCUAACCGAUAUUAUUACGGAAGUCCAUAAGUUCGUAAUGCGAAUCGAACUGCCUUUUGAAAUAAUGGCGGGUCUGUUACACAAAAUGGCGGAAAUAGAGCAUAGAUUGUCCUUUGGGGCCAGCGAAAACAUUCAACUGACGGCGCUGAUCUCCGCUUUUCAUUACGCCAAACAGGUAGACCCCCCGGAGAGCUCCUAAUUGUAUGUAUUGUUUUAUUUAAAUUUUUUUACACGUUUCCAAUAAAAAAAAGAUUGAUUAUA
Messenger RNA from Anoplophora glabripennis (Asian longhorned beetle), 1233 nucleotides. It is a transcript of the gene RfC3, whose product is annotated as replication factor C subunit 5. Gene Ontology annotation, molecular function: ATP hydrolysis activity; DNA binding; ATP binding. The record is from RefSeq and is a predicted model, not a curated record. The coding region runs from base 173 to 1171 and encodes 332 amino acids. Gene Ontology annotation, cellular component: nucleus; DNA replication factor C complex. The transcript is spliced from 8 exons. Lineage: Eukaryota; Metazoa; Arthropoda; Insecta; Coleoptera; Cerambycidae. Gene Ontology annotation, biological process: DNA-templated DNA replication; DNA repair.